AUGAAGUCGGGCCAAGCCCAAGUCACCGACGCUCAAAAGCGACCCACGCCAGGAGGAAGGCAAGGGUUUUGCCGUCGACCUCGCCGUGGAGGUUUCCCCACCCAUUCCCUGGUCGCCGCCGUGUGCCUCCCUUCCCGGUUCGUCGGCUCCUCCGAGCGCCCGACGGGUCUUGAGACUGCCCAAGUUGUGCAGCUGAGAUACUCGAUAGAGGGUCUCCCAGAGCCACUGCUUGCAGAGAUCGUCAAGAGGAUUACCAAGACAAGUGAUCGUAAUUCUCUUUCCCUUGUGUCGAAGCAGCUCUGCAUCGUCGAGGCGGAGCACAGGGAUGCUAACCGUGUUGGCUGUGGACUCAAUCCUUCAACGGAAGCCCUGGUAUCGCUGUUUUCCCGGUUCCCCAAUUUGGCAAAAGUAGAGAUCAAUUACUCUGGGUCGAAGUCCAGUAACGGGGACCAGUUGAACAACCAAGGCCUACUUGUUUUAUCAUCUCACUGCUCCUUGCUGUCCGAUCUUGCUUUAAGCUUCUGCUCAUACAUCGAUGACACUGGUCUAGGUUAUCUAGCUGAGUGCAAAAAAUUGAGGUCCCUCAGGCUGAACCAUGCACCAGCAGUCACUUCUACUGGGAUUUUUCGGGUGGCGGUUGGUUGCAGGUAUCUUUCGGUUCUCCACCUUGUCGGCUGUACAGCAGUAGACAGCGGGGAGUGGCUGGAGUGCCUUAGGAGGUAUGGAUCACUUGGGGAACUUGUUGUAAAGGAUUGCGAUGGUAUCAGCCAGUAUGAUCUCUUAAAGUUUGGCCCAGGAUGGUCGAAUCUCCAAAAGUUUGAGUUCGAGAUUAAUGGAAAUUACUGGGUGCCAGGGGCCCGUGAUCCCUCCUACGUGUCUGGCUACCCAUAUAGCUAUGACAUCUGCUGUGAUAAUCUGAAGGAUCUUAGGUUGGCUCAUAUAAUAACUGAGCCAGAAGUUGGACUUCGUUUUCUCUUGGGGAAGUGCAAAGCAUUGGAGACACUUUACCUGGAGUAUGUUAUUGGUCUAAAUGAGAAUGAGAUGAUUGCACUAUUCCAGAGGUGCAGCAACCUUAAAACCAUCUCACUUCGUCUCAUGCCUCUGCGAUGUGAAGAUGGUGAGUUUAGGACGCCAUUGACUAAUGCUAGCCUUAAGGCUCUAGCUCUUAGCUGCCCUAUGCUUCAGGUUGUUGAGCUCACCUUCACAUUUUGCGAUCCCAUUUAUCCUACUGAAAUAGGCUUCACACAAGAGGGUAUUGUAACGCUCAUCCAAUCAUGUCCGAUUCGUGCUCUUGUUCUAAAUGGUGCCAGCAGUUUUUAUGAUGAGGGGAUGAAGGGCCUCUCAUCCUCACAGUUUCUGGAGAAGCUUGAGCUUGUGGAUUGCAUGUUUAUAACUGAUGUUGGUAUGAGUUUCAUUAUACAGGCUCCUAGCUUGAGUAGUCUCACGCUCCGCAAAUGUAAGAGAGUGACAGAUGGUGGAAUGGCUGCGUUGGCACGUGCACAGAAGCUGGAGUCGCUGAUCGUUAUAGGCUGCCGCCGGGUCUCUCAGGAAGGCGCGCAGAGAGCUGCCAAAACAGUUCACUACUCUGCGGAGGCUGAAAGCCAUGACAGCCUACAAGGAAUGAUCGCCAAAAGGAAUGGAUAGCAGACACACCAAUCAUUGUUGGGUUUAUUCUUUAGCCUUCACUUACGAGAUUGAAGCUGUAUCUGUCAUUUUUCUUCUUUCUUCUUAUGAGUUCCAGCACUCCAGAUGUUAGUUCUGAUGAGUUCCAACAUUGCUUCUAUCUGCACCUUUGUGUUGUUUCUGCUUGUAAGGUCUCCUCGCAUGGAGAUCUCAUAACAUGUCACCCUUUAAUUUUGUUUUAUAGCUGUGAUGGGGUUCGGAUUUUGAAAGAAUACCAGGUUCUAUUGGCUGCUUGAAAACGCGGGUGUUCCUGUAA
Molecule: messenger RNA, 1939 nt
Organism: Triticum dicoccoides
Lineage: Eukaryota; Viridiplantae; Streptophyta; Magnoliopsida; Poales; Poaceae
Product: F-box/LRR-repeat protein 14-like
Exons: 2
Coding region: 1-1644 (547 amino acids)
Biological process (GO): SCF-dependent proteasomal ubiquitin-dependent protein catabolic process
Cellular component (GO): SCF ubiquitin ligase complex
Source: RefSeq, a predicted model, not a curated record